Molecule: messenger RNA, 1800 nt
Organism: Nematolebias whitei (Rio pearlfish)
Lineage: Eukaryota; Metazoa; Chordata; Actinopteri; Cyprinodontiformes; Rivulidae
Product: sphingosine-1-phosphate phosphatase 1
Exons: 3
Coding region: 21-1325 (434 amino acids)
Biological process (GO): sphingosine metabolic process; phospholipid dephosphorylation
Cellular component (GO): endoplasmic reticulum membrane
Molecular function (GO): sphingosine-1-phosphate phosphatase activity
Source: RefSeq, a predicted model, not a curated record
GGUGGAUAUUUUUGCUAAACAUGGCGACCGUGAAUAAGUUUGUACAAAUGUGCAAUUAUCUCCAAGACCCCUGCCAUGUGGCGAGGUUUCAGAGACUCUGUGGUGUAAAAGGAACAUUUCCGGAGAAACGGACCGAGCCGGACGGUGGACGGCUGGACCCGGACGGUCCAGGGCUGCGGAGGAGGGUCCAGCACGGCGGACAGAGCUCGAAUGAAGGCGUGGGGAAUGGAGAUGCAGCCGUACCGCAGGUUAACGGGAUGCAGGAGGACGACUCCAGGCCUGAUGAUGCAUCUCCGGCUGAGUCCACCAGAGCUAAACCCCUCCGGAGGAACUCCCUGACCGGGGAUGUGGGUCAGGAGUUCCUGAUCCACAACAAGUUCCUCUUCUAUCUCUUCACGUUUGGGACAGAGCUGGGCAACGAGAUGUUCUUCAUCGUCUUCUUCCCCUUCCUCUUCUGGAACAUCGACGCCCUGGUCAGCAGGAGGCUCAUCGUGGUCUGGGCCUGGAACCUGUUUGUGGGACAGUCCACCAAGGACAUGAUCCGCUGGUCCCGACCGGCCUCCCCUCCUGUGGUGAAGGUGGAGGUCUUCUACAACUCGGAGUACAGCAUGCCCUCCACACACGCCAUGACAGGGACAGCCAUCCCUUUCUGUCUCUUCAUGCUGACCUACGGACGGUGGCAGUAUCCUUUCUUCUUUGGCUUUUGUGUGGCUCUCAGCUGGAGUGUCCUGGUCUGCGUGAGCCGAGUCUACAUGGGUAUGCACUCUGUUCUGGAGGUGAUCACUGGCUUCCUGUACAGCCUUCUUGUUCUUGCCUUCUUCCAGCCACUGUUGGAGAAGAUUGACACCUACUACAUGAUGGACCACUACGUGCCGCUCAUGAUCAUUGUGUCUCACGUGAGUCUGGGACUUGUGGCGUUCUCCCUGGAUUCGUGGAGCACCUCUCGGGGCGACACAGCUCAGGCUCUUGGCACCGGUGCAGGCGCUGCUUUGGCCACCCAUGUGAACUAUCAGCUGGGGCUGCUGCAAGAUCCGCCACUCUCCUCGCUUCCUCUAGCUUUACCUCCGCUCACCACAGGCUUAGUACUGCGCUUGCUGCUGCGCUUCUUCGUCGGCGUCGCCGUCCUCCUCGUCACGAGGAUGGUCAUGAAAGCAGUGACCGUUCCAUUCUUGUGCCGACUGUUCGGGCUGCCCUCGGAUGACGUACGACAGGCGAGGCAGCACAUGAAAGUGGAGCUGCCGUACCGUUACAUUGUCUACGGUGUUGUGGGUUUUGUUUGCGUCUGCUUUGUGCCUGUCCUCUUUGGGACCCUAAACCUCGCCUGAGUGUUCUGAGAUGACCGUUGUGUUCCUCUGACAUGGUGACGGCUGACAUUUAGAAACUUGCUGCUUAUUUUAACACAAAACAAAAGCUGUUUUUCUGCAUCACAGGAACUGCAUUAAAAGGUAAAUAGAUAUUUUAAGUUCCCAAAUUCUAAAAUAUUAAGACGAAACAAAAAAAUGAACUCACCUAAAGGGCUGUACUAUGAAACAAUUUCAACAUAGCUGGACAUUCUUUCUGUUAUCUGACUUGGUAAAUCUUAAAAGUAGUUAUAUAUAUAUAUAUAUAUAUACUAUGAGAGUGAUUCUGAUUGUGACUUUGACUUAUUCAGGAUCUGUUCACAAGAAAAGGAACAUUGUGUUAUUUGAUUCUGCUUCAGCUCAAAACAACAUGACUGCCCAAAUACUUAUAGGAAAUGAAACUAUUUGCACAGUCACAAAAGACGGGGAGCUUUAAUUGCAUUAAAAAUAUCCAGUAAUA